AUGGUCAAGUCCGCGGAGGAGAUGAUCGAGAAAUUCAACGAGCAGGUCAACAUGACCGUCGAAGAGCUUGAGGCGUGGCUCGAGACCAACAAGAGUCACCAGGCCGGCACAGGCGUUGGUCUCGAGAGCGGACACAAGAUUGUCGCCAUUCUGAAGAAGAACCCUACGAAGGAACCGGAGAAGUAUGACGAGGAGGAUCUUCAGCAUAUGAGAAAGGUGGUCGCGUAC
Messenger RNA from Coniophora puteana RWD-64-598 SS2, 228 nucleotides. RefSeq lists its product as uncharacterized. NCBI's taxonomy places the organism in Eukaryota, Fungi, Basidiomycota, Agaricomycetes, Boletales, Coniophoraceae. The transcript has 2 exons. The record is from RefSeq and is a predicted model, not a curated record. The annotation marks the transcript as partial.